AAAGCUCAAAGUACUGACAAAUGAAAGAAUAAGAAAUGAAUUUAAUUGAAAAAGGUGCAUUUGCUAUCCUCCAUAGCCUGAGCUAAGCUAAGUGAUUGAUUGUGCAAGCAAAGCAAGCCCUACCCAUAUUAUAAUUAUCCUUAAAUUUGGUGUCUCCAUGUGGAUGGUUUUUUUGGGGAGAGAUGAGUAAUAAUAAGCCAAUCUCAACAAGCGGCGAUGGAGGAGAUAACUGCAACAAAGUGGUGGUGAGGUACAAGGAAUGCCUAAAGAACCAUGCAGUAGCCAUUGGAGGGAACGCCACAGAUGGGUGCGGGGAGUUCAUGCCAAAUGGAGAAGAAGGCUCCCUCGAGGCGCUUAUCUGCUCGGCUUGCAACUGCCAUAGGAACUUCCAUCGAAAAGAGACAGAAUGCAGUGGUUGCUGCCCCUCUGAGUUUGGGGGAGAACUCAUGUUGGGUCAUCUUCAAAGUUACAUGUUGAGGUCCUCACCGCAACCGAUGACAGUGUCGUACAAAGGUGGAGGGUCGAUCCCAUCAGAAACAAAUGAGAAAGAUGAUGGGAAAGUGAGGAAAAGGUUUAGGACCAAGUUCAGCCAAGCACAAAAGGAAAAGAUGUUGAGCUUUGCAGAGAAGGCUGGUUGGAGAAUUCAAAAGCUGGAUGAGAAUGUGGUGCAGCAGUUUUGCCAGGAGAUUGGCAUCAAGAGGAGAGUCCUUAAGGUGUGGAUGCACAAUAACAAACAAAGCUUUGCAAACAAAAACAAUGUCUCUGCUGCUUGAAUUUAUUUCAACAUUAUCUACGUCUUUCUCUACUAUUCUUAUAAUUUCAUCUUAGGGUUUCUCUUCUUACAA
Gossypium arboreum is the source of this 845-nucleotide messenger RNA. Its product is annotated as zinc-finger homeodomain protein 4-like. The coding region runs from base 183 to 773 and encodes 196 amino acids. NCBI's taxonomy places the organism in Eukaryota, Viridiplantae, Streptophyta, Magnoliopsida, Malvales, Malvaceae. Gene Ontology annotation, biological process: regulation of DNA-templated transcription; regulation of developmental process. The transcript has 2 exons. Gene Ontology annotation, molecular function: DNA-binding transcription factor activity; transcription cis-regulatory region binding. The record is from RefSeq and is a predicted model, not a curated record. Gene Ontology annotation, cellular component: nucleus.